Esox lucius (northern pike) is the source of this 956-nucleotide messenger RNA. Its product is annotated as hemoglobin subunit beta-4-like. Gene Ontology annotation, molecular function: haptoglobin binding; organic acid binding; heme binding. The transcript is spliced from 4 exons. Bases 455 to 901 code for a protein of 148 amino acids. NCBI's taxonomy places the organism in Eukaryota, Metazoa, Chordata, Actinopteri, Esociformes, Esocidae. The record is from RefSeq and is a predicted model, not a curated record. Gene Ontology annotation, biological process: hydrogen peroxide catabolic process; oxygen transport. Gene Ontology annotation, cellular component: haptoglobin-hemoglobin complex; hemoglobin complex; blood microparticle.
CAUUAUCUAAACGACAGCAACUGGAGGAGCGAUUCAUGCAGCUCUAGCCAAGUCCUGCUGGUAGGGCAACUUGGUUUGUUCAGUUAACAGUGAAAGUUCAGUCAUUAUGCGGAUGCUCUUAUCCAGAGCGAGUUACAAUUUCUAUUUUUUCUUAAUUUUGUUUUUAGGCAGAUAGAUAGCUGUAACAAACAAACUUUACCUGACACCACAAAGACUGUGGUUGGAUUAAUAAUUAUUUUUCCUGAAGUGAUCCUUUCGAUAUUGCACCAUAUGUUUCGUGAAAAAGUGGGAUCACAACAUUUUCUAACUGAAUUGGCUUACUAUCCCCUGCCAAUAUCCUGGUGAAAUGCGUGGAAGAUGUAUGUACUAAAAGCAUUUGGAGGUGUUUUAUCGGGAUCAAGAUGGCAGAUAAGAGAACUAUUGUACGAGUCAAAGAAACCCCUAAAUCGUAAAUAUGGUCGAAUGGACGGCAGAUGAGCGCCAUGCUCUAGCAAGCCUGUGGGGAAAAAUCGACACUGAUGAGACGGGAGCCCAAGCCGUGGCCAGGCUUCUGAUCGUGUUUCCAUGGACUCGGAGGUAUUUCAGCAGCCUCGGGAACCUGGUCGACUCAGCUGCCAUCUUGGAUAACCCCGAAGUGGUUAUGUAUGGGAUAACGCUGAUGCGGGUACUAGGCAUGGCUGUGCAGAACCCAGAUAACAUGAAGAACACCUUAACUGCACUCAGUGUGCUCCUCUCCGGGAAACUGCAUGUGGAUCCUGACAACUUCAAGCUCUUGGCCGAGUGCAUCACCGUGUGCAUUGCCGCAAAGCUGGGCCCCAGGGUUUUCGAUGCUUAUACCCACGAAGCCUUCUACAAGUUUAUGUGUGUAGUUGUGUCCGCUUUUAAAAAACAGUACCACUAGAGCAUUACUAUAUUACAGAGAUGUUCAACAGCAGUUGUCUUUCAAUGUCAAUAAA